Messenger RNA from Herpailurus yagouaroundi (jaguarundi), 8937 nucleotides. RefSeq names its product calcium voltage-gated channel subunit alpha1 D (gene CACNA1D). Lineage: Eukaryota; Metazoa; Chordata; Mammalia; Carnivora; Felidae. The transcript is spliced from 43 exons. Gene Ontology annotation, cellular component: membrane; voltage-gated calcium channel complex. Gene Ontology annotation, molecular function: high voltage-gated calcium channel activity. Bases 382 to 5469 code for a protein of 1695 amino acids. The record is from RefSeq and is a predicted model, not a curated record. Gene Ontology annotation, biological process: calcium ion import across plasma membrane.
GCUCCGAGCGGCCCCGGCGGCCGGGCCGGCAUCUGCGCGGCGUCCCUCCGCUAGAGGAGGGGACCAAGCCAAUUCUCCUUUGCAGCAAAAAAUUACAUGUAUAUAUUAUUAAGAUAAUAUAUACAUCUGAUCUUAUUUUUUAAAAAAAGUUUAUUUUGCUCCAUUUUUGAAAAAGAGGGAGCGUGGGUGGCGAGCGGUUUUUACAAAUUAUUCUUAUUUUCUGCUAUCUGUCCCCGUCCCUCCCCACCCCCUGCUGAAGCCACAAUAAGGGCAGGGACCGCGGCUCCAACCUAUUGGUAACCCCUUUACCCGUCCCUCCCCCCCGCCCCGACGCCCAGCACCGUGCCCUGCACACAGUAGGCGCUCAAUAAAUGUUCGUGGAUGAUGAUGAUGAUGAUGAUGAAAAACAUGCACCAUCAACGGCAGCAGCAAGCGGACCACGCGAACGAGGCAAACUAUGCAAGAGGCACCAGACUCCCUCUUUCUGGUGAAGGACCAACUUCUCAGCCGAAUAGCUCCAAGCAAACUGUCCUGUCUUGGCAAGCUGCAAUCGAUGCUGCUAGACAGGCCAAGGCUGCCCAAACUAUGAGCACCUCCGCACCCCCACCUGUAGGAUCUCUCUCCCAAAGAAAACGUCAGCAAUACGCCAAGAGCAAAAAACAGGGUAACUCGUCCAACAGCCGACCUGCCCGUGCCCUUUUCUGUUUAUCACUCAAUAACCCCAUCCGAAGAGCCUGCAUUAGUAUAGUGGAAUGGAAACCAUUUGACAUAUUUAUAUUAUUGGCUAUUUUUGCCAAUUGUGUGGCCUUAGCUAUUUACAUCCCAUUCCCUGAAGAUGAUUCUAAUUCAACAAAUCAUAACUUGGAAAAAGUAGAAUAUGCCUUCCUGAUUAUUUUUACAGUCGAGACAUUUUUGAAGAUUAUAGCAUAUGGAUUAUUGCUACAUCCUAAUGCUUAUGUUAGGAAUGGAUGGAAUUUACUGGAUUUUGUUAUAGUAAUAGUAGGAUUGUUUAGUGUAAUUCUGGAACAAUUAACCAAAGAAACAGAAGGCGGUAACCACUCCAGUGGCAAGUCAGGAGGCUUCGAUGUCAAAGCCCUCCGAGCCUUUCGAGUGUUACGACCACUUCGACUAGUGUCAGGAGUACCCAGUUUACAAGUUGUCCUGAACUCCAUUAUAAAAGCCAUGGUUCCCCUCCUUCACAUAGCCCUUUUAGUAUUAUUUGUAAUCAUAAUCUAUGCUAUUAUAGGAUUGGAACUUUUUAUUGGAAAAAUGCACAAAACAUGUUUUUUUGCUGACUCAGAUGUCAUAGCUGAAGAGGACCCAGCGCCGUGUGCGUUCUCAGGGAAUGGACGCCAGUGUGCCGCCAAUGGCACGGAGUGUAGGAGUGGCUGGGUUGGCCCAAAUGGGGGCAUCACCAACUUCGAUAACUUUGCCUUCGCCAUGCUCACCGUGUUUCAGUGCAUCACCAUGGAGGGCUGGACAGAUGUGCUCUACUGGAUGAAUGAUGCUAUGGGAUUUGAAUUGCCCUGGGUGUAUUUUGUCAGUCUCGUCAUCUUUGGGUCAUUUUUCGUACUAAAUCUUGUACUUGGUGUAUUGAGCGGAGAAUUCUCAAAGGAAAGAGAGAAGGCUAAAGCCCGGGGAGAUUUCCAGAAGCUCCGGGAGAAGCAGCAGCUAGAGGAGGAUCUAAAGGGCUACUUGGAUUGGAUCACCCAAGCAGAGGACAUCGAUCCUGAGAACGAGGAAGAAGGAGGAGAGGAAAGCAAACGCAACACCAGCAUGCCGACCAGCGAGACAGAGUCUGUGAACACGGAGAACGUAAGUGGUGGAGGCGAGAACCAAGGCGGCUGCGGGAGUCUCUGGUGCUGGUGGAAGCGAAGAGGCACGGCCAAGGCUGGGCCCUCUGGGUGUCGGCGGUGGGGUCAAGCCAUCUCAAAAUCCAAGCUCAGCCGCCGCUGGCGCCGCUGGAACCGAUUCAAUCGCAGGAGAUGUAGGGCUGCUGUGAAGUCUGUCACAUUUUACUGGCUGGUUAUUGUCCUGGUGUUUCUCAACACCUUAACCAUUUCCUCCGAGCACUACAACCAGCCUGAUUGGUUGACGCAGAUUCAAGAUAUCGCUAACAAAGUCCUCCUGGCUCUGUUCACCUGCGAGAUGCUGGUAAAAAUGUACAGCUUGGGUCUCCAGGCGUAUUUCGUCUCUCUUUUUAAUCGGUUUGACUGCUUCGUGGUAUGUGGUGGAAUUACUGAAACCAUCCUGGUGGAGCUGGAAAUCAUGUCUCCCCUGGGGAUCUCUGUGUUUCGGUGUGUGCGCCUCUUAAGGAUUUUCAAGGUGACCAGGCACUGGACUUCCCUCAGCAACUUGGUGGCCUCCUUGUUAAACUCCAUGAAGUCCAUUGCUUCGCUGUUGCUUCUGCUUUUUCUCUUCAUCAUCAUCUUUUCCUUGCUUGGGAUGCAGCUGUUUGGUGGCAAGUUUAAUUUUGACGAAACGCAGACCAAGCGGAGCACCUUUGACAAUUUCCCUCAAGCCCUCCUGACGGUAUUCCAGAUUCUGACAGGUGAAGAUUGGAACGCUGUGAUGUAUGAUGGCAUCAUGGCCUAUGGCGGCCCGUCGUCCUCGGGAAUGAUCGUCUGCAUCUACUUCAUCAUCCUCUUCAUUUGUGGUAACUAUAUCCUACUGAAUGUCUUCUUGGCCAUCGCUGUAGACAAUCUGGCUGAUGCUGAGAGUUUGAAUACUGCCCAGAAAGAGGAAGCUGAAGAGAAGGAAAGGAAGAAGAUUGCCAGAAAAGAGAGCCUGGAGAAUAAAAAGAACAACAAACCAGAGGUCAACCAGAUAGCCAACAGUGACAAUAAGGUUACAAUUGAUGACUAUCGAGAAGAGGAUGAAGACAAGGACCCCUACCCACCUUGUGAUGUGCCAGUAGGGGAAGAGGAAGAGGAGGAGGAAGAGGAUGAACCCGAGGUUCCAGCUGGCCCCCGUCCUCGUAGAAUCUCAGAGUUGAACAUGAAGGAGAAAAUCGCCCCCAUCCCUGAAGGGAGUGCAUUCUUCAUUCUGAGCAAGACCAACCCGAUCCGCGUGGGCUGCCACAAGCUCAUCAACCAUCACAUCUUCACCAACCUCAUCCUCGUCUUCAUCAUGCUGAGUAGCGCCGCCCUUGCCGCCGAGGACCCCAUCCGCAGCCACUCCUUCCGGAACACUAUACUGGGUUACUUUGACUAUGCUUUCACAGCCAUCUUUACAGUUGAAAUCCUGUUAAAGAUGGCGACUUUUGGAGCUUUCCUCCACAAAGGGGCUUUCUGCAGGAACUACUUCAAUCUACUGGAUAUGCUGGUUGUCGGGGUAUCCCUGGUAUCAUUCGGGAUCCAAUCCAGUGCCAUCUCCGUUGUGAAGAUUCUGAGGGUCUUAAGGGUCCUGAGGCCGCUCAGGGCGAUCAACAGAGCGAAAGGACUCAAGCACGUGGUCCAGUGUGUCUUCGUGGCCAUCCGGACCAUCGGCAACAUCAUGAUCGUCACCACCCUUCUCCAGUUCAUGUUCGCCUGCAUCGGGGUCCAGUUGUUCAAGGGGAAGUUCUAUCGCUGCACGGAUGAAGCCAAAAGUAACCCCGAAGAGUGCAGGGGGCUUUUCAUCCUCUACAAGGAUGGGGACGUUGAUAACCCUGUGGUCCGUGAGAGGAUCUGGCAAAAUAGUGAUUUCAACUUUGACAACGUCCUUUCUGCUAUGAUGGCGCUGUUCACGGUCUCCACGUUUGAGGGCUGGCCUGCGUUGCUGUACAAAGCCAUCGACUCCAACGGAGAGAAUGUUGGCCCCAUCUACAACUACCGCGUGGAGAUCUCCAUCUUCUUCAUCAUCUACAUCAUCAUUGUGGCUUUCUUCAUGAUGAACAUCUUUGUGGGCUUCGUCAUCGUCACAUUUCAGGAGCAGGGAGAGAAAGAGUAUAAGAACUGUGAGCUGGACAAAAAUCAGCGUCAGUGUGUCGAAUACGCCUUGAAAGCACGUCCCUUGCGGAGAUACAUCCCCAAAAACCCCUACCAGUACAAGUUCUGGUACGUGGUGAACUCCUCGCCUUUCGAAUACAUGAUGUUUGUCCUCAUCAUGCUCAACACACUCUGCUUGGCCAUGCAGCACCACGAGCAGUCCAAGAUAUUUAAUGAUGCCAUGGACAUUCUGAACAUGGUCUUCACUGGGGUGUUCACCGUCGAGAUGGUUUUGAAAGUCAUUGCAUUUAAACCUAAGGGGUAUUUUAGUGACGCCUGGAACACGUUUGACUCCCUCAUCGUAAUCGGCAGCAUUAUAGACGUGGCCCUCAGCGAAGCCGACCACUAUUUCACUGAUGCAUGGAACACUUUUGAUGCCUUAAUUGUUGUUGGUAGCGUCGUUGAUAUUGCUAUAACUGAAGUGAAUCCAACUGAAAGUGACAAUGUCCCUGUCCCCACCGCUACACCCGGGAACUCUGAAGAGAGCAAUAGAAUCUCCAUCACCUUUUUCCGUCUUUUCCGAGUGAUGCGGUUGGUGAAGCUUCUCAGCAGGGGGGAAGGCAUCCGGACACUGCUGUGGACUUUUAUAAAGUCCUUUCAGGCACUGCCCUAUGUCGCCCUCCUCAUAGCCAUGCUAUUCUUCAUCUACGCGGUUAUUGGCAUGCAGAUGUUUGGGAAGGUUGCUAUGAGAGAUAACAACCAGAUCAACAGGAACAACAAUUUCCAGACCUUUCCCCAGGCAGUGCUGCUGCUCUUCAGGUGUGCCACAGGGGAAGCCUGGCAGGAGAUCAUGCUGGCCUGCCUCCCGGGGAAGCUCUGUGACCCCGAGUCGGAUUACAGCCCCGGGGAGGAGUACACGUGUGGAAGCAACUUCGCCAUUGUUUAUUUCAUCAGUUUUUACAUGCUCUGCGCAUUUCUGAUCAUCAACCUGUUUGUAGCUGUCAUCAUGGACAACUUUGAUUAUCUGACCCGGGACUGGUCUAUUCUGGGGCCUCACCAUUUGGAUGAAUUCAAAAGAAUAUGGUCAGAAUAUGACCCUGAGGCAAAGGGAAGGAUCAAGCACCUUGAUGUGGUCACUCUGCUCCGCAGAAUCCAGCCUCCCCUGGGGUUUGGGAAAUUAUGCCCACACAGAGUAGCCUGUAAGAGACUAGUUGCCAUGAACAUGCCUCUCAACAGCGAUGGGACAGUCAUGUUUAAUGCAACUCUGUUUGCUUUGGUUCGGACGGCUCUUAAAAUCAAGACGGAAGGGAACCUGGAACAAGCUAAUGAAGAGCUCCGAGCUGUGAUAAAGAAAAUCUGGAAGAAAACCAGCAUGAAACUGCUUGACCAAGUUGUCCCUCCAGCUGGUGAUGAUGAGGUAACCGUGGGGAAGUUCUAUGCCACUUUCCUGAUACAGGACUACUUUAGGAAAUUCAAGAAACGGAAAGAACAAGGCCUGGUGGGAAAAUACCCUGCGAAGAACACCACCAUUGCCCUACAGAUGCUUGAACGGAUGCUUUAGAAUUUUCUGCCUGAGCUACAGCACCAAGCUCGUUAGUCGGAAGGCGUUUGUGGCUAAGGCCUUGAAAGGGAAAAGUCUCAAGUGGGCUUAUUUCUACUGAAACAGCAUUUCGGGAGAAAUGCAGGAAAAAAGCAAACCCAAGGCCCCAGGGAGACCCCUUCCAAGCAAAGCACUCCUCCAGAAGGCGGAAGCGGGGCCGUGGCUCAUCCGCAGAGCCAUGGCCUCCUGUCGCGGACGCUGCUCACGGUGGCUCUUUUUCAUGAAAGGGAACGUGCAAGGUUUAACAGUUUUCCCCUCCAAGCAGAGACUCAGAGAAAGGGAAAGAGAGAGAGAGAGAGAGAGAGAGAGAGCAAAGGAGGGGGGCAGCCGCCCCACAGAGAAUGAAAUGAACACAACUUCCUGAUGCUGGCCAGUAAAAAAUAACACGAUAAAAAGAUUAAGCAGACCUGCCUAAGGUGGGCAGCUGACUUUGUUCCAAAGUUCUGCGUCCCUAGUUUGUCCGACCUCCCAAAGACUGGCAGGCCCCUUGGCACCGAGCUGACAGAGUUCCUUUUAUAUGCCAGUCCGCCAUGACCUACUGACCCUCCGGCCCCCACUCUCUGCAGUGACCCCGUCCAGAAUGCGUGAGAAGUGGGCAGGCCAGGAAGCUCAGACACACCAUUUAAACUAACACAUACGCCCGCAUGCCCAAACCAGUCCAGGUAACACCUCAGGUUCCAUCUUAACGUGUCCACGGGAAACACCACCACACCCAAACCUCAUCCAACAUUGUCCGUCUUUAAUUCGUGCUCAAAGCCAGUCUGGGGAUGCCUCUUUGGAAGCAGUGUGGUCUAGUUUCAAGGACACUGGGAGUCAGGGAACCUGGGUUCUAGUCCCAGCUCCAGCGUUCACUUGCUGCGUGACCUUGGGCAAGACACUUAACCUCUCUGUGCCUCAGUUUCCCCAUCUGUAAAAUGGGGGUAAUAAUGUCGACCUACCUCACAGGGCUGUUGUGAGGAAUAGCUAAGUGAUUGUAAAGCACUUUGAACGUAUAAUUGCUUAUUAUUAAGACUACAACAAUAAUAAUAUCCUAUGCCUGUUUACUACCAGAACUUUAAGAAAUUCUUGUUUUUCUUUGAUCUCUUUUCUGUUCUGUACUGUAGUUAUCCACUGAGAAAGAGAGUUCUCCCCUUUCAAAGAUCUCUGGGAAGUGUAUACAGAUGUACACAGAGGUACCUGUACAGGUCGUGUUUUCACAUCUUACAAAUGAUAGACUUUCGCUGAGAAGUUGCUUCAUGAGGGAGUCCCGUGUGAAAUUCUCAGCCGAUCACAAGCAGUGCUUAAGGAGGUCUGUACAUCCAGUGCUGAGCCCAAGACCCCCAGAGGAGCCAACCUGAGUUUUGAAAUCAAUAUUCAAAAGUAACUGUAGUGUGAAAACUAGAAGUUUCUGAAGCACCUGGAGAAAAGAAGGCUUAGAAGCCCCUUUUGCCUGCCCUGGUCAGUGCAGACGAGGCUGUGUGCGUGUGUGCGCGUGCAUGAGGGGGCAUGGGGAAGGUGGUGGACUGGGCCGGCAGAACGUGGGGAAGCCCUGUUCCUGGCUGCACUUGUUGCAGGAGCAGCUCAAGUGGGCAAGUGGUGUCACCGACAGGAAGAACAGUGUCAGUGGAAGGCCUACAGGCCCAUCCCGGGCACAGCUGUCAGGGUCCCUCCCAGCCCUGAGGGCUGUUCCAGUGUUGUCUUUUGUACUGUGACCUUUGCCCUUUGGUCGCAGUGGCUUAUGUUACCAGUGGUCUGGCCUGCCUGCACUUAAGUGGAUUCCCUGGCCUCACUCAUGGAAACAGGUCCGGCCCCUGAUUCUGCUCCCGUUGCGUAGACUGCUGUAAGUCUGGGAGCUCAUGGUGGGCUUUAUGGAUUCUCACAGCAGAGUCUGCGGGGCCAAAGAGCAGGUCUGACUUCACGCAGCGCCCAGGGCAGUGAUGUGGGGUGGGGUUGAAAGCCGGCCAGCACACCGCGGGAUGGUUGCACCCCUUGCGAAGAUGUCGAAGCCUGUCUGUACAUGCCACUUCACAGCGGUGGCCCCCCUGCCAACAUCUAGCCCCUCUCCACAUCCCUCUGUGGUCUAGGUGGUAAAAGGCUAAUGCCUGCUGUAGCAGGGAUUUCUGGGAUUGUGCUCUGGUCUGAAGGUCUCCUCUGCACCGAUCAGGGAGUGCUUGGGAUGUACCGUUUAUUAAGAAUUUGGUGUAUCGUCCCUGAAAAGGAGGCUAGUCAGCCCUGGGAGCACAGGUGUGGGGCUAAUUCCCCAUCAGAUAAAUGACCCCCUGUUUCUGAUCCACCAGAACGUCAAGCUUAUUAAACAAUCAAGGGGCCCUGUCUCAGAGGUCCAGUGUGACCAGCCAACUGCUAAAUGGAGUCUCCGUAGGGUAAAGUCUCAGCAGGACAGCCCCCAAGCAGCGUGCAUGGCAGGCAUUUCCACACGCCUCUCUGCAGUCUUUCCAAAUAAGGAAAAACUAGAAAGCAGUGAACUUUCUAGAUGGGAUUAGGGAAUGGUUUAAAUGAAACAAGAGUCUCUGGCCCCACAUGGGCCUGGCUGUGUUGCUCAGUGAUGGCACUGACUGUGGCUGCUAGCCAAGGGCAGUGCAUGGAAACAGCCAGAAGUCAGGAGGUGUACCUCCGACUUCAACUCAAAAGGGAAACAAGGCUUCCCUAAAACUUGGCGUCCAGUCAGACUGCAGACGCCUCUGUCCUUCCUCCUUAAACCUUGCCAGAAGAGUGUAGCUUUGAGUGUAGAAACGUUGCAGGAGACAACUCAAGUUAUCUGAGAAUCUUCCCCCACUCAGCAAACAUGGUACCCAACACCAGAAUCCAUGGUGCUAAACUCUUAAGCUCCUGGAUGGAAGACAGGAUGCAGGCCAGUAUCCAUCACAACCUGCGAGACUGGGCACCAGGCUGGCUGUUCAUAAAUAGAUUACACUAUGGCGGGACCCAACUAUAAAUUCGUAGGAUUAUUGGGUACUGCCUUCUGUUCUCUUUCUGAAAGGCAGGAGUUCUUUUCCCUCUGACAAUAAUAGUAAUUAUUUUCGAAAGACUUUGAGAAGAUAGAAUUACUGAACAGAAGUUACAGCAGGUGAUACUAUGUAGUAGCAAAAGGUCUUAAUUAUCAUGGUGUGCUAUUGAAUAAUACCAACCUGACACCCUUCAUUAGCCCUCGUAUGUCAUGAUUCAAUUUUUCAUGGGAAGGAGCUUACUGUCAACUACUAACAGUUCCUAGGUUGGGAACUGUGCAAAUUCGUUCUCUGUGGCAUACCUCACAUCUAAGAGAGGUGACUAUUUGGGGUAACGGAAGGGUACGUCAUUCUAAGGCCAUGGUGAAGGCAAUCCCCAUUAAGAAGUGCCAAAGGCUAGCUCAAGAGAAGCCAUGGUAAGGACAUUUCUUCCAAAAGCAGAGAAAGGUCAGCAGAACCACAGGAAUCGUAAGUGAGGUGAGGGGCC